CGGGGCGGGACGGGUUCAGAGACUUGGGUACCGCCUCCUCUGCAACGCCGGGGCCGGAGUCUUAGAACCGAGGGCCCGCAGGGGUCCCCCCGGCCGCCGCAAUGCAGAAAUACGAGAAACUGGAGAAGAUUGGGGAAGGCACCUAUGGAACUGUAUUCAAGGCCAAAAACCGGGAGACCCAUGAGAUUGUGGCUCUGAAAAGGGUGAGACUGGAUGAUGAUGAUGAGGGUGUGCCGAGUUCUGCCCUCCGGGAGAUCUGCCUACUCAAGGAACUGAAGCACAAGAACAUUGUCAGGCUUCAUGAUGUUCUGCAUAGUGACAAGAAGCUGACUUUGGUUUUUGAGUUCUGUGAUCAGGACCUGAAGAAGUAUUUUGACAGCUGCAAUGGUGACCUUGAUCCUGAGAUUGUGAAGUCAUUCCUUUUCCAGCUGCUGAAAGGCCUGGGAUUCUGUCAUAGCCGCAACGUGUUGCACAGGGACCUGAAGCCCCAGAACCUCCUCAUAAACAGGAAUGGGGAGUUGAAAUUGGCUGAUUUUGGUUUGGCUCGCGCCUUUGGGAUCCCAGUCCGCUGUUACUCUGCUGAGGUGGUCACACUGUGGUACCGCCCACCGGAUGUCCUCUUUGGAGCCAAGCUGUACUCCACGUCCAUUGACAUGUGGUCAGCUGGCUGCAUCUUUGCAGAGCUGGCUAACGCCGGGCGGCCGCUUUUCCCUGGCAACGAUGUGGAUGACCAGCUGAAGAGGAUCUUCCGGCUGCUGGGGACGCCAACUGAGGAGCAGUGGCCAGCCAUGACCAAGCUGCCAGACUACAAGCCCUACCCAAUGUACCCAGCCACAACAUCCCUGGUGAAUGUCGUGCCCAAGCUCAAUGCCACAGGGAGGGACCUGUUGCAGAACCUCCUGAAGUGUAACCCUGUCCAGCGUGUCUCAGCGGAGGAGGCCCUGCAGCACCCCUACUUCUCUGACUUCUGUCCCCCCUAGGCCCUGGGAUCCCUGGAUGCCAGGCCAGGGCCUGGCCUAUUUAAGCCCUCUUGUGGGAGGGGUGAGGAGGGGGUAUUGAGCUCCAGCUGUGCUGGGCCUGGCCAGGGUCAAGCUGCCCUGGCCUGUGAUCUCCACUCCCCAUGGACUUUAUUUAAUUUCAUAAAUUGGCUCCUUUCCCACAGUCUGCUGAUGUAGUGGUAGGGUGGGUCUGAAGGGGGUGCUGGGGAACGUGCUCCACCUUUACCACCCUCUGCCACCCCUCAUCCAGCUCAGGCACACCCAACUCUCUGCUACUCUAAGUGGCCUUGAGACCAGGGGCUAGGAGGCCUUGACCCUUGACCCCACCCCUUCCUGCUGGGGUCAAGGCAGUGUUGGCCCUGCACUUCUGUGCUUCCGCACUUAUGUACACCCCAUCCUCCCUCUGCCUAGGAAGGCCAGACAUAGUCCCCAGGGGUUAGGCAGCUGGCAUCUGAGAUCAAAGAUGGCUUCCACCAGGAUGGGGAGGAAAGGGCUGGGUCUCUCCCUGUGCCCUCCACAUCCCGCAUGGACCUUUCCCCCUUCAGCACCCCAUACCCAGGCCUGCAGACUGGGACAGGAGAGACCCAAAGGUAUGGUUCUACGAGGAUCACUCCCUCCCCCACUUCCUUCUCUGCCAGUUUCCCAAUGGUUGGGGAUGCAGCAAGAGCAGGAAACUGGACCUGAGGCCAGGGCCUGGGGUGUCCUUCCUGGCAGGAGGAGGAAGGGAGGGUGCUCCCAGCUCCAUCAUUUCCGGGGCCUUCUGCUCCUGUGGGGAGUUGAGGAAGCAAGAACUGCUCCCACGGAGACAGACUGUGUGCCACGCUUGGUCCCAACUGGAGAAGAACCAUGGCCUUCAAAGGCAGGACACCAGCUCGUGUUCUUAGAAGUGGAAGAGCCAGCCCUCCUGUCAUCCCCACUCCUCACUACUUCUUGCUGGGCUCUCGGUCAGAGCCUCAUAGUCUCGGUACCUACUGACCAAGCCUCCUCGAGGCCAGCACACCUGAGCCCUGGGUUUGGGGGAGACCUGUCCUCUGAUGUCUUCUGAUAAAUUCAUUCACAC
Sciurus carolinensis (gray squirrel) is the source of this 2058-nucleotide messenger RNA. RefSeq names its product cyclin dependent kinase 5 (gene Cdk5). Gene Ontology annotation, biological process: protein phosphorylation; axonogenesis; synaptic vesicle transport. The coding region runs from base 102 to 980 and encodes 292 amino acids. Gene Ontology annotation, cellular component: nucleus; cytoplasm. The transcript is spliced from 12 exons. NCBI's taxonomy places the organism in Eukaryota, Metazoa, Chordata, Mammalia, Rodentia, Sciuridae. The record is from RefSeq and is a predicted model, not a curated record. Gene Ontology annotation, molecular function: ATP binding; cyclin-dependent protein serine/threonine kinase activity.